Messenger RNA from Coniosporium apollinis CBS 100218, 435 nucleotides. RefSeq lists its product as uncharacterized. Gene Ontology annotation, molecular function: carbon-sulfur lyase activity. The record is from RefSeq and is a predicted model, not a curated record. Bases 1 to 435 code for a protein of 144 amino acids. The transcript is spliced from 2 exons. NCBI's taxonomy places the organism in Eukaryota, Fungi, Ascomycota, Dothideomycetes.
AUGUCCUCAAACGCCCCCUCAACCCAAGAAACUCCUACCCCAGAUACCCCCACCCAGGACGCCUCGACCCAAGCAACCCACCAAGGCGGCUGCCACUGCGCCCGCAUCCGCUUCACCGCCACCCUCCCCGACGCCCUCACCUCCACCCAACUGACCGACUGCAACUGCAGCAUCUGCGUCAAGAACGGGUACCACUUCCUCUAUCUGCCCAACUCGUCCGUCACCUUCAUCCGCGGCGAGCACGAGGCCAAGAAGUACUUCUUCCACAAGCAGCGCAUCGCGCACUACUUCUGCGCGGAGUGCGGGACCAGCGUGUGGGCGGAGAGCGUCGAUCCCGAGUUUUAUGCCGGGUGGAAGGCGUUGAAUGUUCGGGCGUUUGACGACGUUGAUAUGAGUGUUCUGAAGUUUGAGAAGGUCGACGGGAAGAGCCAUUGA